This is a messenger RNA of Eriocheir sinensis (Chinese mitten crab), 4871 nucleotides long. Its product is annotated as mucin-2-like. Bases 248 to 2710 code for a protein of 820 amino acids. The record is from RefSeq and is a predicted model, not a curated record. The transcript has 2 exons. Lineage: Eukaryota; Metazoa; Arthropoda; Malacostraca; Decapoda; Varunidae.
CUCAGGGGGGGACCUUGAGGACACUGGGGGGCUGUUCUCCCCUCAGGGUAAGCGGCGGUCGGGGGGCUCCCUCUCCCCGCCCCUCCUCCACGGUAGUUUCACUCUCCCUGACGCGCAUUUCUCAAGCGAUCGCAAACUCCGUGUCAUCCGCCGUAACUUAAAAUGGGCCAGCGAGUCUGACUUGUUGAUUCUGCGACAACCUAAGGGGCUGUUCUUCCACCCCCCCUCCCCUUCCUCCCCUCCACCCAUGCUCCCCUUCUCACAGCCUUCCUCUCUUCCGCCACUCCCUUCCACAUCCGCCACACUGGCCACACAGACAUCCAAGGAGGCACCCAUUAUCAUCCGCCACAUCCAUGAGUUUAAAAUCCCCCCGUCACCCACUAACGAGGACAGCGGGUGUUGUCGGACAUCCCCAAGCAGCUGCGAGGAGGAAGCGCACACCAGAGAUUUCCCGGGGACGCUAGACUCCGGGAUAUCUGGUAUGUUUCCCGGGACUCUUGAAUCGGGGGUGUCCGGGGCGUAUCGGUGCCUGAGUCCGGUCAUUCCGCCCAUCGUUGAGGAAUGCACCGCGCACCACCUCUCCGAUCUCCUUCCUCAGGCCCUCCUUGGCGGCCCAACCACGAUACUCCACCACUCACAUCCCGCGCACACCUCCACAUGCCUCCACUGCUGUUCCCCGUCACCCAGAGCCACAGGGAGGGCCGCAUCCCCUACUCCACCCACUCCACGGCCCCACUCCGUCUGCUCCUACAACCCCCCACACUACAAACACACCCCUGCCUCAUCCACACCAACCACAUCAACCACACAAUCGCCACCCAAACUGUCCCUCGUCCUCACCUCAGGGCAGUCACCACCACCUCCGCCACCCCCGCCAAACACCGCCACCUCCCCGACAGGCCGUAGGGGUGCUGGGGGCGGCUACACACGCACGCCAAUCCCCCCGGAGUCCCCAACGCCUCACAACUCCCCGCGUCUCCCGAAUAGCAUCAACGCAACGAGAUAUCGGUCUAGCGGGAGUAAGGUCUCCUCGCCAACGCUAAGUCUCCGCGAGGGGCUGAAGGACAUCCCCAGUACCACAUCCUUCACCCAGGGGCACUCCGACACCCCAGACAAGCCCAAGGAGGUGUUUGUCGUCACCCCUCAGAUUCACACCACAGAGGACAACAUGGUGAUUAGAGGAACACCCGGAUUAGAGAGGAACGGCAGCGCGAGAGUUAGCGUUAGGAGAAGGAGCGAAUCAGAGGACAGCAGGAGAAGGAGUGGUAGUGAGAGCAGUCCAACGAUCGCCAGCAGGAAGGCAGCAGGGGAGCGCCAGAGGUCAGUCAGCAGGAGUCCAUCGCAGCCUCCCGAAAACAGGUUGCCGAGGAAGGAAAUUGAGAGUGUGGUUGUGUCCUGCCUCCCGCCGCCGUCCGUGCAGGCUGUGAGGAGGAGCGAGGGUAGGCUGGAGAGGAACAGUCCGGCCUACUCCUCCAUGAAGCCGUUGCGGUAUGAGGGAGGUAACGGACUGGAGAGAAAUAACCCUUUACGAGCCUCACUGUCCUCCACGCCUGGCCGAGAGAGAGGGUUAAGGGAGACCAAUGCUGCCUUGCCUCCCACCUCCUCCGUCCAUUUAGUGAAAGUGGAGAGAAACACACAUUCCACCCCUUCCACUCCUUCCUCCACCCCCAUGUCCAUCGCCUCCACUGCCUGCAUGACCCCAACCAUCACCUCCAUCACCACCCAGCCGUUAAGGAAUGGCGACACAAACAAAUUCAACAUUCCCACAAACACUAACAGAAACACACAAGGCGCCCCAUCACCCACUACAAACGGCACCUCCAUGCCCUCGCCAGCACCCAUCACCCCCCUGGCACCCAUCACCCUGGCCAGACAACCCUCGGACAAGGCCAAGCAUUCCCCCAGGGGCAGCCUAAGACGGGGGAGUGACAAGCAAUCAACACUUCAGGGCAAACCGCCGAAUCACGUCAAAUUCCGUGAGCCGGUUGUUUCCCAGGUCACACACACCGACCCAACGCAAAACUCCACCUCACAGUACUCCCCUGCGUCCCCGAGAGAGCGCAUGUCCCCACCGAAUGUCCCCUCACGCCCCGACACUGCCCCAGGACGCAAGGGGAAAGUGGGCGAUUCAGGCGACAAGGGCGGACUGGACAAACCCAAAGUGACUCUCCUCAGCGACUCCCUCUUCACACGCUUUGAGGUCGCCAACCCCACACACUCGCUGGGACAGAUUCCAGGCCGCAGGGUGAGGCCCGUGGCGCCCUCUGACACCGACACGGACCUUGAGACGCUGGAGAGGCGGCUGACGGCUGGAAUGUACGCGGCCCCGCUCGUCAGCUCGGAAUCAUGUACGUCUUUCAGCCACGACGAUUACACAGCCUCGGACGACCCUGAGUGCUACAACCCCAUGCAGUAUAAGGCGUACGGGGAUGGGCGACGGCGGAGACGGGUGAACGGGGGGCUGCGUCGCUCCCUCACACCCCCGCCGACCCCCCCGAAGGAAGAGCCGUCGAACGAGUCAGCUCUAGGGCGCACAUACUCCUUCUUCCGCAGCAAGCCCAAGCCCAAGAAGCCGCUGAAGGCCCCAGAGAAGGAGGUGUUUGUGGCGCCGCUGGGACAAGGCGGCCGCGUGGUGAAGGCCCGGAACAAGACAGCCAAGGUGGUGGUGGCUGAGACCCUCAACGCUGUGUUCACGCUCUGCACCCCGUGAGACCCUGCCCGGCGCCCUUAUGUCUACACCUGACUGUCUGUACCCCGCCCAGCACAGCAUUGCCACCACACAGCCACAGGGAGAACAAGGUCGUGCACAGCAGUUCGUGAGCCGUAACCUAAGUGCUGUGGUGAAUUACUAAGCACAGCGAGAUGCCAGUGUGACCCAUCGUCUCAACAAGGCUCUGAUAAGGUCCCUCAGAGCCUCCUCAGUACUGGUAAUAACUAUGUGUCUUUAAGGCCUGCAGUAUUGAUCUGAGGUGCUGUGAAAUGGCUAUAAGGACAGAGAGGUACCACUGUGAUUUUACGUCUCCGGAAGCCCAUGUUAAAGUCUUGUACCCUUGGCCAUAUAACCUUGGAACUUAGAAGGACUAGAUCUCUUUAGGGCCUAGAGUAUUAACCUAAGAUGCUGUGAAAAUGGCAGUAAGGACAAGGAGGUACCAGUGUUAUUUAAUGUCUCUGGAAGCCCAUGUUAAAAUCUUGUACCCUUGGCCAUAAGAGUAACCUUGGAACUAAUAAAACUCGAUCUCAAGGCCUACAGUAUUUGAGCCUCAGUAUUAAUUCUUCACAAAUUCUCGGAGACAUGGCCACAAAAAAUAAGGGCACAGAAGGAGGACAUUGGUGCCAUGGUACAAGCCUGAGGUGCUGGGAAGUGAGCCCUUAUGAGAGGAAUUGAAUCACUACCAGAAUGACCUGUAUCUCUAAAAGCCACAGUGUUAACUCUUCACAAAUUCUUGGAGACAUGACCAGAAGAACCUUGGUGCCAUGGUACAAGCCUGAGGUGCUGUGAAGUGAGCCCUUAUGAGAGGAAUUGAAUCACUACCAGAAUGACCUGUAUCUCUAAAAGCCACAGUGUUAACUCUUCAUGACUUCUUGGAGACAUGACCACAAAAAAAAGGGCACAGAAGGUGGACAUUGGUGCCAUGGUACAAGCCUGAGGUGCUGUGAAGUGAGCCCUUAUGAGAGGAAUUGAAUCAGUACCAGAAUGACCUGUAUCUCUAAAAGCCACAGUGUUAAUUCUUCCUCCGAGAUCUGGCCACGAACACAACGGAACGAGACUAUUGGCGCCACGGUAUUCCUCCUUCGUGACUUCUCGGAGACAUGACCACACACAUAAGGGGACACAAGUAUGGCUCUUUUCCUGUAUUUCACAACUAGGCAAAUACAAGGAGGACUUUGGUGCCGUGAAACUCAGACCCAGACACGAGGAUUGCAAACACUGGACUCGCUAUCAUGGUGUCGACUGCACGAGGGGCCUCAAGAUGUAGCGUCGGCCAAUGGUGAUGCAAGAUAUAGCCCCCAGCAGAAGGUGAUACACUUACGAUGCAAUACUAACAUGACGUCCCUUCCUGCCAGCCUGUUGCCGUGCUUACUAAACCUAACCGACCCCCCCUCCCCUUCCCUCCAUGCUGAGACACACCACCACCACCACAACAUCCAACCUAACCUAACCUAACCUAACCUAACCUAACCUAACCUAACCUAACCUACCCUGCCCUACCCUACCCUACCCUACCCCCCUUCCCUCUAUACUAAGACACAUCACCACCACCACCAUCACCUCUAACCUAACCUAACCUACCCCUCCCCUUCAUCCCCUCCAUCUUCUUUCUCUCCAUCUUUCCCUGCCUUCCCUUGUCUUCCUCCCUUCCCUUCUCCUCCUCCUCCUCCCAGAAUCUAAUCAUUGGUCAUCUUCUAGUCAUGAAAAUCCUACAUACCAGCUCCUUAGGUUGUGCCAGAUAGGGCCGGAAGAGUGCCCACGUUAGGUGCCGACACGCCUGGCCGGUUCAGUGCCAGGCCGCGGCGACACAGCGAACAGUAGAGAGAGAAAUCGCCCAUCAAGGGAGGGGGAAAAAAUAUCGCAUGCUCUCGUUUUCAAUUUUCGUCCGACUUCCGACGCCCGAGUUUGAGACAUCGGAAAGUCGACGCUGCCCACAUAGCAUACUAGUCACGUGGUGUGUGCGUGUGUGUGUGUGUGUGUGUGUGUGUGUGUGUGUGUGUGUGCGCUAUGCCUUGGUAAGACAUUCCGUGAAGUAUUCUGUGCCAAACUAGAUAUAAAUAAUUAGCAGAUGUUCUCCUACCUGGACGAUCUCUCUCUCUCUCUCUCUCUCUCUCUCUCUCUCUCUCUCUCUCUCUCUCUCUCUCUCUCUCUCUCUCUCUCU